This is a messenger RNA of Mytilus trossulus (common blue mussel), 435 nucleotides long. Its product is annotated as sesquipedalian-1-like. Gene Ontology annotation, biological process: receptor recycling; retrograde transport, endosome to Golgi; endosome organization. Bases 1 to 435 code for a protein of 144 amino acids. Gene Ontology annotation, cellular component: trans-Golgi network; early endosome; recycling endosome. The record is from RefSeq and is a predicted model, not a curated record. NCBI's taxonomy places the organism in Eukaryota, Metazoa, Mollusca, Bivalvia, Mytilida, Mytilidae. The transcript has a single exon.
AUGAGAAUUGACGAUGGUAUCUUGACAUAUAUUGCGGCCUCUAUCACAGUACCGAUCACAAGACAAGGAUUUUUAUGGAAGAAAGGUGAAAAUGGAAACUUUUUAAGACGAUGGUUUGUGCUGAAAAGAAAUAUGUUAUUUUAUUUCGAGAAAAUGAAUGACAAAAAACCGCACGGAGUUAUCAUUCUUGAGGGUGUGAUUGCAAAGAGAGCUGCGGACUAUUCAGGAUUAGUUUUCGAAAUUUCGCCAUCGACUGGUACGGAAGGUAGACGAUACUUGCUCGAAGCAAGCUCGGAAUCAGAGAUGAAAUCAUGGAUCACGUCACUCUCUCAUUCAAGUUAUGAAGUUAUGAAAAGGCAAUAUGAAUUUCUGAAAAAGGAAUAUGAAAAAAGAUUAAAGAGGAAGAAAAAUGAAAAAGAUGAACCGUGCAGUUAA